This is a messenger RNA of Porites lobata, 4973 nucleotides long. The record is from the annotation of a GenBank genome assembly. Lineage: Eukaryota; Metazoa; Cnidaria; Anthozoa; Scleractinia; Poritidae.
AUGGAUAUAGAAGAAGCUAAAAAUUUUGCAAAAAAUAAAAUCGAAGCCGACGCUUUGGCACGGCAGGUUAGAGAUGUUAUAAAAACAACAAAAUGGCAAAAACAAGAUAUGCGGGAAGGUUUUAAAGAAACAUUUAAACCACUUAUCAAAUCUCAAGAUUCUAUUAAAAAAAGUAUCGACGAACAACAAAACGCAACUAUAGCACAGCUCAAAGCUAAUCAACUUGCUCUUACACAAGGACUUAAUCAAAACAGGAUGGCUAUAACUGAAGGAUUUGAUAAACUUGACGAAGUAAAAAAAUGGGAUUUGGCUCAAUUACCUAGUUUUGAUGCGAUUGAAGAGUCUAAAGAAGAUGACCCCUCUAGAUCAGAGGGAGGGCCUAAAAUAGCAAAAUUUACGCCUGAAGACCUCGAUAGAAAUUUAAUGAAUAAAGAAGCACAAGAUCCCGUGUGAAAAACCUCCAUGGAAUUCCAUGGAAUUCCAUGGAUUUCCAUGGAAAAUUCUCCAUGGAAUUCCAUGGAGGAUUAGGACAUCAAUUUCCAUGGAAUUCCAUGGAAAUUUCUCCACAGAUUUCCAUGGAAAAUAUUUGCAUGGAGGAUUAGGACAUUUCCCAUGGAAUUCCAUGGAAAACAUUAGGGCACCAAUUUCCAUGGAUCGAAUUCCAUGGAAAUUUCUGCAUUGACAUUUUUCCAUGGAGGAUUAUGACAUUUUCUAUGGAAUUCCAUGGAAACGUUCCAUGCAAUUCCAUAGAAACUACUCCAUCGAUUAUUCCAUGGAGUUUCAUGGUAUUCUCAGGAAUUAGACAUUUAAAAUAUCCAGUGAAUCAAAUGGAAUACAUAACAGAUUUUGGUCCAAUGCAAUUUAUUUAAUCAAUAAAAGGACCGCAUAAAUCUCUUUUUAAAGACAACAAUUAAAAGUUAACAUGCUUUUGGUGGAAAAUUUGACAUACGGUAGCUUAAAAAAGUAAUGUUUACUUGUGACUAUAUACAUUGCAGUUUAGAAUGCAGCCAUCAUAUUGAAGUAGCUUAAAUGAAAAAUUUAGAUUUAAUAUAAUUAAUAAAGCACGGAAUCUUGGCCUGGUGUUUCAGAAAAGUAACAGGCGAACAGAUGCAUAUUUGAGAGGAAAAAAAAUAAGCUAAUACUUGAAUGCAUAAACCGUCAGUAUGUAAGACUUAAACAUGGCUUUAUUUAAUGCGACAACAAAGGGAAGUGCUACUUAUGCACUUAUCAAUUGAAAUCCCCACCCCCCCAACCCUGGGCCUAUGUGGGGUAAUGUGGGGGAUUUUUAUGGUAUUUGAAGGCAUGGUUAGCCCGUGGGGGUGGGGGAUUUCUCAGGAUUUGCUUAGCAUAUUCAUGGCAGUCCAUGGAAGUCGGGGAGCGAGGUGGGGAUUUGACUCGUGCCUAGUUUCCUCAGGGUAAUUUCUUCACGUGAUCACUGGUAUUUUGAUGUAUUGCUCGGCCGUAAGUUUCCUAAUUGUUUUUCCUUUCAUUUCUUCACUUAGAUUAAUCCUUUGCGAUUUUGCCUUGAGCUUUCAUGGUUCGUUGACUGGAAAUUGUUAUUGUUAUUCAAAACUUCUCAAACAAUGCAGAUACACACUAUCUGGUUCAUUUUGUUAAUAUUGCCAGUUACGUGGUCCCUACUCGCUUCUGAGCGUUAUUGUGGGUAAAGAAAUGAAGAAAUCAAAGCUUCGUUUCAAACAGAUGUUUCUCCCAAGCACAUCAAGCGUUACGGACAAAAACAAUGAACUUUGAAAAACUGUUAAGUUAACAAGUUUUCAAAAACCAAAAUUUCAAUCCGUUUUAAUCUUCUUCAUGUUUUCCCAUCUGUACCUUCUUUUGUAUUUGCUGAGUCAUUUAUACCAUCUUUUAAUGUCUUCAGUGGUUAUUUUUAUGUUUCACUCAAUUUGGUGGCAGUUCCCACAGCCUACAUUUUGGUAAAUUUCGUGACACAGCUCAUUUAACAUCUAGUGUUAAACCCAUGUGGUUUCUGAAGUUCUAUAUUUCCUCAUUCUUUAAGUCAAAAUAUAAAAUAUAGCUCCUAGGAACUAUUUUAUGCAGUCUAUUUAUAACAUCAGCUUGUGAAAGUUAAGGUAUGUUGGCUGCUAUUUUCAAUUAAACUUAUCAUUGCAGCAAUUACUUUCAAUGGAGAUGGUACAGAUUUCCUUUUAAUAUAAAUUUAUAGCAAUGUGCUACUCCAUCAUCCAUUUUGUAUCCUGACUUUUUUAUAAGUGGGUAGGGGUCAUUAUCUUUACUUAAUUAUUGUCAAAUAUUUGUUGUAUUUAUAUCGUGGUCUGUUAUCAUAUUUGCCUUUUUGCUCUAGUAAAUUUGUCAAUAAAGAAGUUGAAAAUUCCAACGAAAUGUUAAUAAAGUCAGUCAGGGAAUUGGGGGUUUAACCAGUCAAUAUGCCCCAGUAUGGUGGGAGUUUGCUAAGAUUUGUAAUGAUGCCAAGUCAAAUCCCCACCUUGGCCCGGGGUGGGGGGGGUCGGGGUUUCAAUUGAUAAGUGCAAUAUUUCCUCGAUCAGAACCACUAUGGUAUUUAGUUAUAGCAAAGUCCUACCUAAUCCUUGGGAAAAAACGGCGUCAGCCACAAUUAUAAUUUAUCAUUCUCUUGUAUAGUUUUUACGUAGCAGGCAUGAAAGUUCUAAAUAUGAUAUUUCUUCUUAUGCAUCGAAGCAGUCCAUCGAAGUACAGUCUCCGAUUUCUAAUUCUGCCAGAAUUAGUAAUUAUUCCAAAGGAUUCCAAAGGCAAUUUGCAGGAAAGACCACAUUCAUAUCUGUAUAAACAAAAAAGAUAGAAAGUAAAUAUUAAAACCGAUAAACAGCACCCGAAAAGUCAUCCUUCUAAAUCUAGCAGAGACAUAAUCGAGCGGACGAAUUCAGUUGAGCAACCAAACACGAGUUGUGUACAUAUUAAGCUUACCUUCCUCUCUAAUGUGCGAUCCAGCUGAGUCAUUGUUUAAUCGAAGUCGAUUUGAAAGAAGUUAAGCCAAAUGUAAGCAACCUCACAAGUGAUAUUUUGCGUUGAAAAUAACAUCUUUUUCGGAUGCAUUCAUCGCUAAAACAAUCCGUUUACACAACACUGUCGUACUGCACAGAAGUCCGCCUAAAUAUUCGAACCAAGAAAACUGAUCUUCUACGCAUUUCUAUUGGUUCAAAAGCCCCACGUGAUCGCGUAAGUCACUAAGCGGAGAGGUCUGGACGCCAGUUCAAGCACCAAACAUGGCGUCAAAUCACGGCACGAUCGUGGAGAUGUCUGUCUUUAAAGGCUUUAAAUUGUGGUCCCUUUCAGAGUUAAUUGUACCAUUCCGACGCUGUCGAAGAGUAAAGCAGUGAGAGGAAAAUACUGCAUUGUUCUCCCAGGUGAGGGAACCUUUGAAAAAAGGCAGCAGGCCUAUUCAUAGUCUUAUAUACACAGCCGUUCUUAGUGUCGUCACGCAACGCUCCUUCCCACUAAAAACGGCUGUGUUGCAGACUAGCCUAUCCACGGAUGCGGCAAAAAACUCUAAUAUUGCUUGUGUAGGUUCGCCGAAAUACUUCAUACAAAGCAAUCUCAUCAAUCAGGUUUGACUCGAGUAAUAGGGAAAAUCUUAGCUCUCAACCAAAACACACUUCGAUACCGAGAAGAGUUAAUGUGCCUAGUGGGAUCAUUUCCAAUACUGGCUAUUUAAGUACGGGACCCGUACAUCGUCUUGUAUUUGCUAUUCAUACGGGAUUCCGACUAAACUGAUUAGGUCUAUUUAAGCACUGACUCGAAACGGUUAGCCUCUAAUUAGGGUUACGGUUGUUGUUAUUAUAUAUGAAUAAAAUCAAACUCCACCGUAGCGAGUUGCUACUCCGCGGUAGAGUGGUUACGCUACGAAUUAUGGUUUCUACGCCCCUGGAUCGGUUCUCAAUCUUAAUUGCCACAUCGAAUUUUUCUUCUUUUCAAAAUUUGCCACUGAAAUUUUUCCUUAAAAAUGGAACAGUGGUUGAAGAGACUUACACUUUCAUGGAAAUUUGUUGAUCGGAAAUUUCAAGAGACUUAGAAAUUUCAUAUAAAUUUCAAGUAGAGACUUGAUCCUGUAUGUCAUAGCAGAUACACGUCGGUGUAAGGGUCCUGUACGAAUAGGGGCACUGUGUCAAUGUAAUGAAGCAACUGCAUGUUGUUAAUAACAGUGAUCUUCUCAUAUUUUAAAUGCAACUCUGAUUUUAAAAGAUAAAUGGCAAACAGCCCUACUAAAAAAUAAUUUUCUAUAUUUAUUUUUUUUUUUUUAACAGGAUCAUUUUUUUAUUAAGCACACAAAACAUUCCUCUUUAUAGUUAGCAAUAAAAUUUCUUACACUCGGACUUUCAGCGUCGGUGAACAUUAUACUUUUGCAUUAUCUGUGUAAUUUAAACAUACUAGCUAUUUUGCUUUUAGAAAGCUUUCAAAUGUUUCCUAUUUUUCUAUCCAAUAAAAAGUGCAGACUUGAACAUGUGGCUAACAAGUUGAUGAGUUGCUUGAUUACUGAAUUUCUAUGGAUUUUCUCAUACAAACUGCAUGGUAUUCUAUCUGACUCCAUGGGCACGCCAUGGCAUUCCAUGGAACUCCACGAUAUUCCAUGGAAUUUCAUGGCAUUCCAUGGAACUCCAUCACUACUUCAUGGAACUCCGUGGAACUCCAUGGCAUUCCAUGGAACUCCAUGGAUACUCCAUGGAACUCCAUGGCAUUCCAUGGAACUCCAUGGAUACUCCAUGGAAGUUCCGUGGAAUUCCAUGGAUUUCCAUCUAUUUCCAUGGAAUUCCAUGGAUUUCCAUAGAUUUCCAUGGAUUUCCAUGGAUUUCCAUGGAAUUCCAUGGAGGUAUUUCACACGGGAUAUACUCAAACUUAAUGGAUACGACAAACUUCCUUCUGAGUAUUUUGAAGAGGAUGUUUCUAAUAUUGAUAAAUUAAUCGAGGAUGUUAAUGAAGAUUUAGGAGAGACUAGUAAAGCAAUAAAAAAUACUGCAAUUUUU